AUGGAGACGCGGCGCUUUUGGCGCAGCAGUCGAAUAGCAAGUGGGAAGUUCUGGGAGCUGUCGUUCGUUGUAGAAUGGUAUCCGGGUUCGCAAGGUGCAACGUUGUUGUAUCAGAAAGAGGCAAACGUCACGUCCAUAUCGCCCUUUCUGUUCAAACUCGGUCUCGACGCGUUCGAGGUCUUCCGAAGGACACUGCUCUUCAACGUGCCUUGGGUAUGCUGGUAUCUGCGCAGAAGAAGGCGCCGGCAAAGUUGCCACUCCGCCGACAGGAUGAUCACUCGACAGAGCCUGGAUCCCGCCAUCGUAACAUAUGUCGCCGAUGGGCUUCCUGGCUCACUCAGGAUUUGA
This is a messenger RNA of Peniophora sp. CBMAI 1063, 348 nucleotides long. NCBI's taxonomy places the organism in Eukaryota, Fungi, Basidiomycota, Agaricomycetes, Russulales, Peniophoraceae. The record is from the annotation of a GenBank genome assembly.